CGCACAGAGGUAACCCGCCCCUGCCGGACGCCCCGGUGCAGGCUGGCUAGGCCCAGCCGGAGCCCGAGCUGCCUCUUCCCUGCGGACCAGUCCGGCAUAUGAGGAAGCAGAUCCAGGGAGGUUAAGUCAUCUGCUCUAAGUCACAGAGGUAAGCAUCAGAGAUAGUAUAUGACUCCAAAGUCACUGGCCUUUCCCCUCAUCCAAGGUGAUGUGUGCUAUGACUAGUCUCAGAUUGCCUAUCCGUGCUUUAAGAAAACCAAAUGCCUGGAUUGGACUCUGGGGGACACCUCUCACUCAUAAACCCUGUACCUCUUGGAGUCAGUACAUAAAUUCUUCUAGUUAUCGGUUAAACACAUCAAAUUAUAGAACACUGUUCUUCCACGGCAUUUCCUCUGUGAAACUCCCAGGGCUUUUAAUAUCUCCAGAGUGCAUUUCACUCUUUUCCAUAAGACUCAAAAGCAACACAGGAUCUAAAAAGACCAGUAAAAAGACUUUGCAGAAAACCGACGAUGAUGACGAUGAUGAUACUGAUGAAGACUGGGGAGAGAGGAGUGAACAGGAAGAUGAACUUGAUGAUGACCCCAACGUAGUAAAAGACUAUAAGGAUCUGGAGAAAGUUGUUCCCUCUUUUCGGUAUGAUGUCAUCUUAAAAACAGGUCUGGAUCUUGCAAGAAAUAAAAUAGAAGAUGCAUUCUACAAAGGUGACCUCAGACUGAAUGGAGAGAAAUUAUGGAAAAAAAGCAGAACGGUGAAAGUGGGUGAUACACUGGAUCUUAUCAUUGGAGAGGAUAAAGAUUCAGAAACAGAGACAGCAAUGCGAAUUGUCCUGAGAAAAGUGUCAGAAGAGAAAACUCAGUCUGAAAAGUACCGAGUGCUUUUACGCCGGUGGAAAAAAAUCAUAUUGCCCAAGAAGAGUGUUUCUAAGUAGCCAGAUUGAAUCCAAGAACUCAAGUGGUCUUCAUCUAGUGGGAAAAUGGGACAAAGGGGGUCUUUCUGAAAAAAGGACGUUUUUAUAAAAAAUAAAGUCUCAUUAGUUCUGAAAUCUGCUAGACCAUUUUGUGAAAAUGGGGAUAAGCAUAUGUCCAUACAUUCCUAGUGCUAGGCUUCAGCAAGUUUCUCUUGUUGACUUGGUUUGCACUUGGUUUGACUUUUUUCCUGGGCGUGGGAAUGAAUAAUUUGGUUUCCAGGUCAUUUCACCCAGCAUAAGAUGUGCUAUGAAUGAAUUAAGUCCAGAGAGCUUUUUCUAAUGAUUUGCCUGUUUUCCUAACUUAACUACCUCAUGACUGUGUUGUAAAAUAAAACUGGCCUUAUUGUUUCUUAA
Molecule: messenger RNA, 1321 nt
Organism: Antechinus flavipes (yellow-footed antechinus)
Lineage: Eukaryota; Metazoa; Chordata; Mammalia; Dasyuromorphia; Dasyuridae
Gene: MTRES1
Product: mitochondrial transcription rescue factor 1
Exons: 5
Coding region: 209-928 (239 amino acids)
Source: RefSeq, a predicted model, not a curated record